Molecule: messenger RNA, 2838 nt
Organism: Pygocentrus nattereri (red-bellied piranha)
Lineage: Eukaryota; Metazoa; Chordata; Actinopteri; Characiformes; Serrasalmidae
Gene: eno4
Product: enolase 4
Exons: 13
Coding region: 42-1769 (575 amino acids)
Biological process (GO): glycolytic process
Cellular component (GO): phosphopyruvate hydratase complex
Molecular function (GO): phosphopyruvate hydratase activity; magnesium ion binding
Source: RefSeq, a predicted model, not a curated record
CGGAGCAGGAAAACAGAAACACAGAGAGAAACAGACCCGAAAUGUCUUUUAAAAGCUUCUUAAAAGCCGAGCAGGAGUUUUACGAGCUGAAGUGUCGAGCGGCGGAGUAUUACAGAGCCAACCGAGUCCCGCAGACCUUAGAGGGGCUUUUAAAUCAGCUGUUCGAGGAGAAACCCGGUGAUGUUUACGGAUACAUGGCGAAUUACUUCUCCAGGUUGGCUCACGCUCCUGUGAUCAGUUCCAUUGUGGGCUGGGAGGUGUAUGACAGCAGAGGGGAAGUAGCGCUGCAGGCAGACGUGUACUGCGUGGUCAGGAACGAAGAAAAGUUGGUGUGCAGUGCAGUGAUUACUGGUGCUGAUGAUGAUGGGGUGGAGUCAAGGGAUGCGGUUGCUGACCAUCAGCAGGCGUCUGUGGCGACAGCGCUGGAGUGGAUCAGAGAGCAGCUGAGUGCCAUGCUGUGUGGCUUUAACCCCGCCCACCAAACACAGCUGGACAAAGUGCUCAGUGAUUUCGUCAUGGCUCGUUAUCUCGAGGAACAAGAUGCUCAUAGCAGAGAGAGGAAGAGUGAGGAAGAGGAAAAGAGGAGUGAAAGUGCACCUGAGGCCAUGCCCCCUUUCCCACCUUCUCAAAGCAAAGACAAGAAAGGAGGAGAGAAAGGUAAGAAGCAAAACAGUGUGGACAAGUUAGUCCCUCCUCCAGAACUGCCGGUGCCUGAGUUGCCAGGAGCGAUGGUAGUGGCUGCUGUUUCACUGGCAGCAGCUAAAUCUGCUGCAAGCCUCUCUGCAGUUCCCCUCUACAAACACAUCAUCACUCUCAGAGACCAGGCUCUGAGUUCAGUGUUCAUGCCUGUACCCCUGCUAACAGUUUUAAGCUGUGGAAAAGCGUCAGCAGGGAAACUCAACCUGCUGGAGGAACUCAUCCUGUUGCCCACCAGGACGCACUCCCCUACACAGAUCAUCAGGAUGGGCCAUGAGCUCCAGAGAGAAAUAAAGAGAAUCGCCUCCACUGCAGCUGGUAAAACUGGGCCUGCAGUACUGGGUAUAUCUGAAGGGGGCGCUCUACAGCUGGGGAUUGACCGCCCGGAGCAAGCUCUCGACCUGCUGAUGGAGGCGUGUGCCAACCUGGGACUCCCUGUUGGCAAAGAGCUCCGGCUAGCGAUAAAUUGUGCUGCCCACAUGCUCAUGGACUACCCUAAAGGAAAGUAUGAAGUGAUGGUGGGGACUCUGAAAUCUCCAGACGAACUGGUGGACAUGUAUGUGGGGCUGGUUAGUAAAUACCCAGCUAUCACAGCCCUCAUUGACCCCUUCAGGAAAGAGGAUGUGGAACAGUGGCUGAAGCUGAGCUCUCUGAUUGGCCAGUCAUGCUGCCUAAUCACAGAGGCGGCGGUCAGUCCGUGUCCACGCUGGAGGGAAGCCAAACCCCUCCCCCCAGGGGUCACAUGGGUCACUCUGAGAUUCCACAGCGAGAUGACCCUCACUGACCUCCUCCAUGCCGUCUCAGAGAGAAGAGAUGGAGAGAGCAUUCUAGCGGUCAGCAGUGAAGAGGUCGGUGACGACACUCUGGUGGAUGUGGCUGUAGGUGUGGGUGUGACAUUCAUUAAGCUGGGGGGCCUGAGUGGAGGGGGGCGGAUGAAUAAGUACAACCGACUGCAGAGCAUAGAGCAGGAGCUGCAGGAGCAAGGCAUUCUGGCAGGGCUGCGGGCGAUGAAGUUGCCGUGGGAAGCAGAGGAGGCGGAGUCAAACCCAACCACAGACGAAAUGCCUGCAUGACCAGCUACUGUCCCCUCAACAUCAACAAAGAAGCUCAGUGCAACACCAUCUAUAUCAUACAUCAUAUGAUAUAUAUAUAUAUAUAUAAUCACUUUAUAGGCAUCCAUGUCAGAUCUACAUUUACUGGUCACUUUAUUAGGUCCACCUGCCUACAUCUAUAGUUGUCUGUUUUAUCAGCUCCACUUAUCAUUUACACCAUUUACCUAGAUGAGUCAUUUACAGAUCAUAGUCCAUCUAGGCCCUGUUCUUUAAUGGUCAGGAGCCUGCAGGACCACCACAGAGCAGGCACUGUUUGGGUCACUGCAGAGACACUGAUCAACUCUACUGGACACACCUGUUGUUACUCUACCUUGUAAAUGUGAAGUCAGAAAUGUUGGCUCCUCUCUUGCAGUGUAGUUUGUGUUGGUCAUCCUGUAGCCCAGCAGUUUGCCCAAGGUUUGUGAACUUCUACUAUAGUCCAUUAGUGAUCAAGUCUGCCAAUGGAAUGGUGGUCAACCACCCAGAUAACACCUGCUCUGUGGGGGUCCUCACCAUUGAAGAACAGGCUAACAAAGUAUGCAGAAAAACAUAUGGACUACAGUCUGUAACUAUAGAACCACAAAGUGCUCCUAUAUGGUCAGUGGAGCUGAUAAGAUGGACAGUGCAUGUAGAUAUAAGGUAGGUAUACCUAAUAAAGUGGAUAAUGGUGCCAUCUAUUGAAGUCCUGUUUCUAAAGCUGCUACGAUAAAUCAGUUUUUCAUACAACAGUUCAGCAGUAUUUCUGUUGGGCUGUUUUAACACUGUAUUUAUUACAUUUCUAAUUGGUUAUAAGUUAGCUCACCUGCCAACGUAGCUCAUUUCAUACUAAAAAUGAAAUAAAUAUAACAAAAUCAGGCAAUUCCUUUUGUAUUUCACAUUUACAGUCUGUAGUUAUUUACACCGUGACAAGCAAUACAGUCUUUAUAAAGUUGAAAUGUUAGUUUUGUCAUUGCACAUGUGCUUUCUUAACUCAAAUAUGGACCUGUGUUAUGUAAACAUUCUUUUUACUGUACUAUAUGAUGAAUUUAAACACUGGUAGUGAUAUUAAUUA